AUGUCAAAUGAAGACAAGAACACACCUUCAUUCCUCAAAUUAAAAUGUGAUCGUCUAACCAAACAACUAUUUAAUUUGAGUCAAAAAUUAUCCGAAGAUUUUAUAAGUUGUUGUCAUGAAGUGCAAUUGCAAAUUUAUGUUGAUACUCUUGAGCAACUUAAUGACAAUUUUGAAAAAUCACAAUCUAACCUUGAAGAAGAAAACUUUGACGAAUUUGAAGGUGAAGCAAGAUCUAAUUUUUCCGAAUCAUAUGUGGAAUUAAAAACGGCGCUUAUGAUAGCACUUAACAAUCGCCGAUCUAACAAUGUGCAAUCAUCUACCAGAUAUCCAUCAACAGAUGAAACUUCUUCCAUCAACAUUAAGUAUUCUCGGUCAAGAUUACCUGAACUGCAAUUACCUACAUUCAAUGGCAAAAUUACAGAAUGGCCGCAUUUUUAUGCUAUGUUUAAGACGAUUGUUGAUAGCAGUGCAGAUCUAAGUAAUCUAGAGAAGCUUCAGCAUCUGCGAUCAUGUUUGAGGGAUUCUGCGUUAGAUACAAUUAAGUCACUUGAAGUUAAUGACUUAAAUUAUGAUAAGUCACUUAAUUUACUUGUUAAAAGAUUUGACAAUAAAAGAUUAAUUUUUCAGGCACACAUAAAUGAGAUGUUUGGGCUGCGACGAGUUGAACCAAAUUCAGUAGAAGGACUGCGCCGAUUAAGUGAUAAAAUUAAUUCGCAUUUGCAAGCGCUGUCGACAUUGGGCAAUAAAGAACAAAUCGCUGACUGUCUUAUUAUCCACCUUGUUGCGCAAAGGUUGGACCCAACGUCACAUGCGAAAUGGGAAGAAAGAUCAGCAUUUAAUACAAUACCGACAUGGAAUGAAAUGUCUGAAUUUCUUGACAAGAGAUGCCAGGUUUUAGAGCACGUUACUUACUCCACUAGAGCUGCUGCUAAUAAUAACAACAGGGGAGCCCAGUGUUCCCCAAUUAAUCGAAAGACUUUUGUCACCAUAAAAUCACCAACAUCUAGAUGCACAUUUUGUAAUGAUGCUAAUCAUUUCAUUUAUGCUUGUGCUCAAUUUGCCAACCUUUCUCCAAAACUGCGUCUAAAUGAAGCUAGAAGACUUAGCCUUUGCUUAAACUGUUUAAAAAAAGGACAUCAUUUAAAGCAGUGUAAAUCUUCGCGUUGUCGUCUCUGUUCAGAACAACAUCAUACACUUCUACAUUUCAAUAAUCUCGUUCAGACCAAUGUAUCUUCUGAGCUUUCUACUAUGUCUUCUGAUUUGACUGCGAAAAACAAUACAACAUCAACUGGUGAAUCAUAUAUAAAAGCUUCAUUGGUAUCAACGAAUUCAUCGCAACAGCGCCCAAACUAUCCCUCAUUAGAAUGUGUGCUCCUGGCUACUGCCGUUAUUUUAGUAAAGAAUCGUGCGGGCUCCUUCGUGCCUUGCCGUGCCAUUUUGGACUCUGCUUCCCAAUUACAUUUUAUUACAAAAUCGUUUGCAAAUCAACUACAGCUGAAAUCAACAAAAUCCGUCACUGUGGUAUCUGGAAUUGGUGAUGGGGAUUUUGUCUCUAAUAGUUCCACAGAGCUAACUAUACAGUCUCGUUUUGGCAAAUACUCAACUAAUAUUACUGCAGUUAUCACCACUAAAAUCACUGAUCAGCAACCCAGUAGUAACAUCAAUACUAAUGAUUGGAAUAUUCCAAAAAAUCUACAGCUUGCAGACCCAACAUUUAACAAUUCUCAACGAAUUGAUGUUCUUAUAGGUGCAGCUCUUUUCUUCGAAUUAUUAUGCGUUGGUCAAAUUCGCUUGGCUCCCCAAUUGCCAAUACUACAAAAAACAUUACUCGGAUGGAUAGUUUCAGGUGGUAGUCAAUAUGCUACUCCAUUAGCCACAUUAGCGGCUUUUAAAACAACAUCAUCCCAAAUUGAACACGAUCAAAGUUUGGAUCAACAAGUCAAAAGGUUUUGGGAAACGGAAAACUGUUUUGAUUCGAUUGUCAAAACAACGAAAGAACAUUUAGAUUGUGAAACCCAUUUUAGGACGCAUUUUUCUCGCAAUGAGUCAGGUGAAUAUUCUGUUCGUUUACCGCUAAGAUUAGAUAUAGAUCUACUUGGAGACUCAUAUAUUCAAGCCUUGCGACGUUUUCAUAGCUUAGAACGCAAACUACAGCUAAACCCCAAUUGCAAGACGCAAUACACUGCUUUCAUGAAGGAAUAUUUGGAUCUUAACCACAUGUCUCCAGUUGCUGACACUGAAGCAUGCCUUCCGAAGUAUUACUUAUCACAUCAUUGUGUUCUAAAGGCGUCUAGUUCUUCCACAAAGCUGCGUGUUGUGUUUGACGGUUCAGCACAAACUUCUACAGGAUAUUCUCUGAAUGAUAUACUUAUGUCAGGACCUACAAUCCAGUCCAAUUUGAUUGACAUACUUCUUCGAUUCCGAUCCUUUCCUAUCGCGUUGACAGCAGACAUUUGCAAAAUGUAUCGCUGUGUUCGCAUUACUCCACCUGAUAAUUUUCUACAAUGUAUACUAUGGAGAAACGAUUAUCAGGAACCGUUAAAGGUAUAUAAAUUAGAUACUGUUACUUAUGGCACUAAGCCAGCAGCGUUCUUAGCAGUUCGAGCUAUGCAACAAUUGGCGGCUGAUGAAGCUGAAAAUUUUCCAUUAGGCUCGAGAAUCACUCUUCGUGACUUCUACAUUGAUGAUUUGAUUACUGGAGGCAGCUCCGAACACGAAGUUCUUAACAUUAUGCGACAAACAUCUUCAUUACUUAGCAAGGGCAACUUCAAAUUAAGGAAAUGGAGCUCAAAUCAGUCAUCUGUGCUGAAUGAUAUUCCUGAAGUCGACAGGGAACCAGUGCUGAAAUUUGAUGAUGGCAGUGAAUUCACAAAGAUCCUUGGUCUCUUGUGGAAUCCGACUAAUGAUAACUUCUUCUUUUCUUUUACAUCACAACAAAAUAUAAAAAAUAUUACAAAGCGAUCCAUUCUCUCGCUUAUUGCUAGGUUUUAUGAUCCUCUUGGCCUGAUUGGACCUGUAAUAUCGAUGGCUAAAAUAUUUUUGCAGCAAUUGUGGAAGCACAAGCUGGACUGGGAUGAGAGCUUGCCAAUCAAAUUGCACACUGCAUGGAACUCACUCUAUAAUAAUCUUUAUUUAGUUCGAAAACUAACGUUUCCACGUUUCGUUUCGUUACCUAAUGCAUUUGUUGAAUUGCAUGCCUUUUGUGACGCCAGUUUGGACGCCUACGGAGCUUGUGUUUAUGUCGUCUCCAGGUUUGAAGAUUCAGUCAGUGUCAAUUUACUUUGUUCAAAAUCUAGAGUAUCACCUCUUAAAACGUUGACAGUUCCUAAGUUGGAACUGUGUGCCGCAGUUUUAUUGGCACAAUUGAUUAAUCAAAUUUCGAAGUUAAAUAUAUUCAUGGGCGAAAUACAUUGCUGGUCUGAUUCAUCCAUUGUAUUGACAUGGAUUCAAUCUGAAGCUUCUACAUUUAACACAUUCGUUUCAAAUCGUAUAAGCAGAAUUCAACAUUUUACUGAAGGUAUGACAUGGCAUCAUGUACCCACCGACAUGAAUCCUGCUGACAUUUUAUCCAGGGGAGCAACUCCAAAUGAACUUGUGAAAUCAACGCUUUGGAGAUUUGGACCAUCGUUCUUACGUUUUGAUCACUCUGAUUGGCCUGCUACCUUUACAUUUCAACAUAAUUUACCAGAAAGACGAACAAUCUUAAUUUCAAUUUCGAAUAUAACUGAUAUGUCCAUCAAAUUCAAAUUUAUCAACUCAUUCGAGAAAAUGCAGCGCAUUUUUGGCUACGUGUAUAAAUUUGUCAAUAAAGAUCGGUCGGGUACUUUAACAGUUCAUGACAUAAACCUGGGAACCUUUAUGCUAAUUCGCUUAGUACAAAGGGCAAAUUUGUGGACGGAGUAUCAUGAUCUAGAACGUAAAAGACUGAUAAACAGUUCAAGCAAGUUAUUCUCGCUGUCACCAUUUAUGGACAAUAAUGGCUUAAUUCGUGUUGGUGGUCGUCUUAAAAACUCCAAUUUGGAUUUUAAUGCUCAACAUCCAAUCAUUCUACCUAGAAAUCAUCCACUCACAGAUGCGAUCAUAAAUCAUUAUCACCGUAAAUGGUUGCAUGCAGGCGCACAAUCAGUUCUCGCUUCUAUACGACUACAAUAUUGGCCUAUGGGAGGGAGAAAGCUUGUCUCAAGGGUCAUUAAUAAAUGCAUAACAUGUUUUCGUGCUAAACCAACAGUUGCAAGGCAUAUUAUGGGUCAGCUUCCACAUGAACGAGUUCAUCCUAAUCGAGCGUUUGUGAUUACGGGUGUGGAUUAUUGUGGACCUUUUUAUUAUAAAUCAGAAGUUCGUAACAAGCAUCCAAUCAAGUGCUACAUUUGCUUAUUUAUCUGCUUUACAACCAAGGCGGUGCACCUUGAAGUAGUUAAGGAUUUAACAACUUCAGCCUUUCUUGCAGCAUUGCAACGUUUUAUUUCUACUCGUGGUAAACCCAAAACUAUAUGGUCAGACAAUGCAACCAAUUUUUGUGGUGCUAAAUAUCAGCUUGAUGAUCUCAAGAAACUUUUCUUCAGUCAAAGGCAUUGUGAAUUGGUUCACCAGCAAUGUCUCUGUGAUAACAUUGAAUGGAAGUUUAUACCUCCCGGUUCGCCGCAUUUUGGUGGUCUCUGGGAGUCCGCCGUCAAAACCGCCAAAUACCACUUCUAUCGUGUAGCUGGUCUAGCUGCUCUCGACUUUGAUGAAUUACGCACCUUAGUGUGUCAAAUAUCGUGUAUAAUAAACUCUCGACCUUUGUUUCCACUUUCAGAUUGCCCAGACGACCUUAAUGCUCUCACACCCGGGCAUUUUUUAAUUGGUGCUCCAUUUACAUCCUUCGUUGAGCCUGACUCUACAGCUUUAAACAUAAACCGAUUAGGACGUUGGCAGCGUAUUUGCUUUUUACAACAGGUGUUUUGGAAACGUUGGAGCAGUGAAUACCUUACACAACUACAAGAGCGCUCUAAAUGGCGACAGUCCACUGCGAAUAUGACGAUCGGCACAAUGGUUCUCAUAAAAGACAACAAUCUUCCACCGCUUCAUUGGGUUUUAGGCAGGGUAGUUGAAGUCAUAGCUGGUAACGACGGUGUUGUGCGCAUUGCCAUGGUACGCACAAAAAAUGGCGUUUUUAAACGUGCGGUUUCACGGCUCUGUAUUUUGCCAUUAAAUGAUGAAUCUUGUAACGCCAUCGUUCCAACGGGGGGAGAAUGUCUAGACAAAUCAUAAUAGUUGCCUGGCAACCCUGCUAUAUUUUAAUUUACUUGUGAAAUGUUGUUUUACAAUAAUAAAGUCAGUUGCUUCUCAAAACUCAUUUACGCCGGUCUAUUCAUUUUAUUCGAAUUUAAAUAAAGAACUUCAAAAAAGCUUGAUGUUCUCAAAACAGUAGUUAAUGCUUGUUAACUUCAACGAGAAUUAAUCAUACUUAAAUGGUAUUGUGGCCUGUUGUCCUACAUGGAACAACGGGAAUCCAUAUGUAUGAAUACAUGCCAUACAUAUAUAUAUAUAUAUGAUCAUGAAUCACUAGAAACUCAUGAUUUUAAAAUAAUUUAA
Messenger RNA from Teleopsis dalmanni, 5574 nucleotides. RefSeq lists its product as uncharacterized. Gene Ontology annotation, molecular function: nucleic acid binding; zinc ion binding. Bases 1 to 5250 code for a protein of 1749 amino acids. Lineage: Eukaryota; Metazoa; Arthropoda; Insecta; Diptera; Diopsidae. Gene Ontology annotation, biological process: DNA integration. The record is from RefSeq and is a predicted model, not a curated record. The transcript has 2 exons.